Molecule: messenger RNA, 1608 nt
Organism: Coregonus clupeaformis (lake whitefish)
Lineage: Eukaryota; Metazoa; Chordata; Actinopteri; Salmoniformes; Salmonidae
Product: organic solute transporter subunit alpha
Exons: 8
Coding region: 241-1206 (321 amino acids)
Biological process (GO): transport
Molecular function (GO): transporter activity
Source: RefSeq, a predicted model, not a curated record
AUUUCUCUCUGAGUUCGCCCGCAUUUGCAGUCCAGAGGGGAACCGCAGCCGAUGUCCCUUGCAGCACUCCACACAUUAUUUAUUUUGAGAUUUCCUUUCAACACUGACAUUGCUGCCAACUAAAUGCGUGUGGGUGGUAGAGGGACAGAGCAGGGAUAGACAGAUAGAUAGAUCUUUGUUUUCGUCAACGACGCCCACUCUCUACUUGCUCCGUAGAACUUCUAACGAAGCCGACUGAGGAUGGACGGGAACAGAACCAGCGACCCGAGCUGCAGGGACAGACCUCCCGUGGCCAUCGACAUAAUUUUCCAGUUGGACAUCUUUGGUAUCAUCCUGUACUCUGUGCUGACCUUCAUGGCAGCGGUGUCCAUGCUGGUCUACAUAGAGGAGUGUUGGUACAUCUACCAGAAGGUUCCCUCCCACAAGAAGAGCGCCAUCAUCUGGGUCAACGGGGCAGCGCCGGUGAUCGGCACCAUGUCCUGUCUGGGGAUGUGGAUUCCCCGAGCCACCAUGUUCACUGACAUGACCUCCGCCUGCUACUUUGCGAUCGUAGUGUUUAAGUUUCUGGUGCUGAUGAUUGAGGAAGUGGGGGGUGACGAGGCAUUUCUACGGCGUGCAGGGGAAAACAAACUGAGGAUCAGUACUGGUCCCUGCUGCUGCUGCUGCCCCUGUCUACCCCAUGUUAACAUCACACGACGGAGUCUGUUCCUGCUGAAAUUGGGAUCGUUCCAGUUCGCUGUGCUAAAGAUCGUCUUCACCAUACUGUCAAUCAUCCUCUGGACCAAUGACAACUUCGACAUCGCAGACAUGGCGAUAACGGGAGCAGCUAUCUGGAUUAACCCAGGUGUGGGGGUUCUGACCAUCAUAGCACUGUGGCCUGUAGCCAUCAUGUUCAUGCACCUCAGGAUCACGCUGCGCAGCCUCAAGAUCAUCCCCAAAUAUGCCAUGUACCAGUUGGUACUGGUGCUGAGUCAGCUCCAGUCGGCCAUCAUCAACAUCCUGGCUUUGAACGGAACCAUCGCCUGCACCCCGCCAUACUCCUCACAGGCCAGGGGAUACUUGAUGAGUCAACAGUUGUUGAUCCUGGAGAUGUUCAUCAUCACCUUGGUAACCCGCCUGUUGUACCGCCGCCAGUAUGACCCACUCCCUGAUGACGAGCAUGACGAUGAACUCACCAAGAGGGUUCUACCGGCUCUAACAGCGUGAGGGCGAGAGAGACUGUAUCUGUGCGUGUGAAUGUGCAUGUAUUAGAGACAGUGUGUAUGUGUGGUUUUGUUAGAAAGGGAGAAAGUGUGUGUAUGCGCGAGUGUGUGUUCAAGAGAAAGAGUAUGUGUGUAUGUUAUGUUACACUGAGGUCUGCAGUAAGAAUUUAAUCAGUCAUGUCAUUUUCUGGGUGAGCAACGCUGUGAAGAUUGAUCACAACUCAUAAUCCCUCAGCCAGUGUGUUUGGAUGUGAUAGUGUUGCUAUUAUGUGACUGUAAUCUAAGAAUCAUUUCAGAAAUGUAUUUUUCCUCACAAGUUGUAUAUUUUGCCAUAGCCAUGGUGAACCUUAUAGUGUAUCAUCAUGAUCAAUUUAUAAUAUAUCAAUUUUAAAAAUUUGUUCUAGGA